AUGUCUCCCCGGAAGUCGUUACCUCGUCGAGUCAAUAAACACGUCAAGACGUUGCAUUGUGUCUGCGGAUUGAGUUAUUGCCGGGCUGAUCAUUACGGUCGCCAUGUGAAGGCACAUGGACACGGAAGUGAGUAUGUAGCUGUUUCAGAGCCGUCGCCCAAUCCCGUUCUUGAUUCAAGCCCAUUUUAUUGCUCAUGCGGUAUGGGCUAUACAGCAAGCUUUGCUUUCGAGCGACAUCGUAGGGUUACCAGACAUGAUGGUGAUUGGCGACGGUCCAAAUAUCAACCCAGAGGCCAGCAAUCGUCAGUUCUCAUGGAGGGACAUCAUGACUCGAACAUGUCAGACGCUGCCGGUGAAGAAAAUGUAGGGUCUUUGCGCCAAACCGAGGUGAAAGUUCCUCAUGAGGUUCCUAGUCGACCAACCAGGUAUGAGACGCUUGAUGUUGUGUCAGCCGUUCAUGACAGCGCCGCAAAGCCUUUUGUUGUAAAUCCACCAACCGUCCAGAAUCCUGCGGCCCAUUUGGACCAUCUACCGUGCAUCAAAGAUCAGCGUUCGGAUACAGCAGUUUUGAAUCGGAGCUCCUCCGGCUUCGACGCUACAAAAGGUCCUGCUGAUGACGACGACGACCUAGUAGCUAAACAAGUUCUCCAAGGGCUCACCGAUGAGCGAGCACCGCAGGAAUUGUUGGAUUUAAACACACAUAAGAGGCGACCUCUGUCACCUCAAGGUUACAAACACAGCCCAUCAGGUCAUUUUCCUCUGCACAGCAGUGCGAUGCGCGACAACUCGACUAGCCAACAAUACCAUCCAGACACUGAAGAUAAAAAGGAUGACCAAAAUUCCUAUGAAAAACUGAACGAAGCACCGGGGAAGAGGGACUUGGACAUAAGCUUGAUCGUCGGCGAUCCUAAAGGUAUCCCGAUCGCAGGACACCAGAAGGCUGCUUGUUACGAAUAUAAUCAUGGCAACAUGACCGCACCUAGAAUUUCUACUGCUCAGCGUAGAGAUGACAUCGACAACAGCGAUCUUGAUCAUGAUUCCGAUGCCAUGGCUCAACUUCUGAAUGAAGAGGCCCAAGCUGAGUUGCGUGCCCAGGGCACUCCUACAGAUCUAUUGCCCUGUGAAGUCGAGAACGUUGAUUUGAAGGCCAGGUUCGGUCCUGUUCGUUACACACCUGAGCCUCUAAACCAUCGAACAAUGACCAAGGAUGCCGAUGUAACUAUUGACGAUGGCACUGAGCAUUACAAUUCAGGACUCGCCCAUUCUGAAUCCUGUCAACACACUCAGCAUCGGCGAAACCGCGACAAUCGAGGCCAAAUAAAGGACUAUCGACGCUCAGCCGAUGCUAGAGUUAGCAAGCUCCGUCGACUCGGCCGACGCACGAUCAAAGCUUUGGACAAGCACAAAUGCAAGACCAUGGCUGGGCUUGCUCUCAUGGCAGCAGCUGCUACGAUUUAUACGCAUAGCCACUCAGGCUUGCCCCUGGCUCAUGCCAACCACCAGUGGCUGUUGGAUUCUACUGCUCUCAUGUACGUUACCAAGGACAGCAGCAUUUUUAGCAAUUUGCAUGAUCUUCAUCUCACAUGUUGGAAGCCACUGUCUUGGCGUCGCCAGGCAUCUUCGUGCAUUUGUAGUGGGACUGUACCGCUAGAGUUUCUCGAUGGAAAGAGCAUAUUGCUGCAGAACGUGCUGUACAAACCUGGAGCACAAGAGAAUUUCGUAUUAUUAGGUGAGCUGAAUCAAGCUGGGCUGAUCGGAGAGUGGACUCCCGACAAUAUCACUAUCAUGAACGCAACUAGCAACGAGAUCCUAGGUCGUGCGGCGAAUUUCAAGGACAUAUAUCUGCUCGAUAAUCUAGUCGCUCGUAAACAGUCCACCGAAUACGCGCCAUUCGUGAAGACGCAUGUGCCUCCACCGCUACCGGUAGUAGAAACAACAACUUCAACAAAUUCUGUUGCGGCAUCUGCAGCCUCGCAUGCCCCGGAACCCAUCACGAAAACUGAACAUGUUGAUGUUUCGAUUACUUCGGAUGUCGAAGCUUCUCAGGGGGCUGCCCAAGUAUAUUCCUCGACGACAAUUGUUCCUCUACAGAAUUGGAAUCCUUUCCGGGUCACCACUUCUAUGGUGAGCCCAAUGGUACAUACCAGCGGUGGCACAAAGCUCGCUCAAUCCGGGAUCACCUCACCUCCUAGCGAAAUUCCUAUGUUGAAAUCUUCCUUUGCAAGGCAUGAUAUGUUUCCAACUUGGGUUCGAUGGAAAGACUAUUUCAAUGCUCCGUCCAUGACAACGAAGAUCUAUCCGGCAUUCUAUCCUCGGCACAGCAGCUCAGAAACCAAAACAGCAUCAGUCAGUAGCAUUACCACGAUAUCCAACAUCGCCACGAACCCUAUCUACAAGACUGGGGACCCGUCUGUUCCCCUGAACACAGCGUCCGCCAUGGAGACGCAAGGUCAUCACAACAAGUCGAUGUCUGAAUCAGUUAAUAUUUCAAUCGCAAUCGCGACAGACAAAAUAUCCAAACCCAGCGUCACAUCAGCCCUGAGUCCAGCCGCUCUCGAAUCAUUCGAUAAUUCGAUGUCAAAUUCUGGCGGCGUCCUUGUGCCGAUUACGUCUUCUGCCGUCGCUGGCAAUACUCCUGGAAGCGUCCCCACACCAAAACCUUAUCAUUCUUUGCCAUCUAUAAUGAAACGCCCUCUUUCGGAAGAACUUGAGAUGGUGGGCAGGCCGUACGUGAAGCGACGACACCUUGAUGAACAUCUGGAGGCGCUUAGAAAGAGGUUGAUUACAUGCAAGAGUAGACUGGCAAGAGUACAGAACCGCGGAAGCUAUUCAGACGCUCUAGGUUGGUCUCAGAAUUCCAGCUCUUCUUUUCAACCCGACAUUUCCAAUGAGAUGCAGGCAUCUCCAGAGAUUAUGCCGCCAAAUACAGCAGCAAUGACGACAUCUUCGCCAGCGAUAUUGACGCCUACGUCAACGUCCGAACCCAUAAUGUCGGCACACAAGCCAAGCUCGUCAACCGAGAGAGCUUUAUAA
Messenger RNA from Ascochyta rabiei, 3033 nucleotides. RefSeq lists its product as uncharacterized. The record is from RefSeq and is a predicted model, not a curated record. NCBI's taxonomy places the organism in Eukaryota, Fungi, Ascomycota, Dothideomycetes, Pleosporales, Didymellaceae. The transcript has a single exon. Bases 1 to 3033 code for a protein of 1010 amino acids.